AAAGCUGCUCUAACUGGACGGCAGAGAGGAGAGCCAGCGAUGUCUUCACUCAGGCAGGAGCACCGCUAUGGGCUCUGCUGUGGAAAAACAACCAGAAGCAGCCCCAACAUUUCUCUCUACCACGUCAAGCUGACGGAUACAGCAAUCAGAGCGCUGGAGGCUUACCAAAACAUCAAGGGUGUUCUACAAAAUCAGACCUCAAUCGGUUUCAAAGGAAACCAUGGGUACAUCAAGAUCCCAGCUCCAACACCAGAGUUACCUUCAGCUCUGCGAAUCUUCUCCUUCUACUUAUCCAGUGACAGCAAAGACCAACCACAAGCCAGCUUCGACUGCGUCCAUCAGUACAUCUCAAGCGACGGCCGCGAGCAGCUGGAGGGCCAGGGCAGCAUCCAGGACAAGAUCACCGUGUGCGCUACGGAUGACUCCUACCAGAUGACCCGAGAGAGGAUGUCUCAGAUGGAAAAGGACAGCUGGAGCCGCUCAGCCAUCGAGAUCAAACCUGGAGCCUCACAUCCUAGUAAAAGUUUCAAGUUCCAAAAGAAACCCGCUCCCCCAGCUGCUCCUGACAGUAGCUUCUACAAGCAGUCAGCCAACAGUCGGAGGAACAGCAGCAUACCUGCCGCCAUCCAGAAGCCCCUGAAGGAACGCAUCAUCCACCUGCUGGCCCUUAAGCCUUACAGGAAGCCAGAGCUUCUCCUGUGGCUGGAAAGGGAGCGAGCCGGAGCAAAGGACAAGGCUGAGCUUGGUGCUGUGCUUGAGGAGGUAGCUAAGGUGAACCCUAAAGACAGCAGCUACUUCCUGAAGGAGGAUUUCUACAAACAUGUGCAGAGGGACUGGCCAGGCUAUAGCGAGGAGGAGAAGCAGCUGAUCUGCAGGCUUCUAUCCAGGAAACUUCAGCCUCACAUCAGCAAUAAAUCAAGAAACAUUCAAGCACACUUGUCAAUACCUGCAACCCCUGAGGAUCCAAGUGCAGCGAAAAACCCAGCUGUGAAACGUUCCGUUCCUUUGGACUCACGGGACAGACUGGCAGCAAAGAGACAAAAACUUUCUGACCAAAGGUCACAACCCCAGUCCAACAUAAAGGGAAUCGUGAACAUUAAGGAAGCACAUGAUAACGCAGCUGUGACCUUUGACCCCAAUCUCAACUCCAGUGCUGAAUCCCAGAGGACCGGUGGCCUUACUGGUGACCAGCGUGGCCUAAAAAAUGUAGCCCAUUGUGACUUUCCUUUCGUGCAUACCAUGUCUGACGGACAUAUUUCUGAGAGCAAAGAUCAGGACCCCAGAGUCAGCCGGCUCCAAGCACCGCAGGCUAACUCUGACGGCACUCAGCAGCAACAGAACAGCAGCCAGCUCAGAAAGAAGAAAUCUAAAAAGCACAAAGAUAAGGAGCGGGAAAGGUUAAAAGAUGACAAAGCACCUGAAUGGCUGCAGCCGAGCCCCGACCUUAAGCAGAAUCCACAUAAACAAGACAAUCCUGACAUCACAAGUGCUGCGGCCUCUGAGGAGAAGCCGGAUUACGUGCUAGCUUACGGCCCCAUCACGAGUUUGGAGCAAAGGCAGAGAUAUCAGGAGGAUUUCUGUACAGAGUAUGAUGAGUACAAAGACCUUCACUCCCGGAUCGCUGCCAUAACUCACAUGUUUGUUCAGCUGGGGUCCAAGAUCAAGACUCUCUCUCCUGGCACCCAGGAAUAUAAGAAGAUGGAAGACCAAAUACUGGAAAAGUACAGCAAGUUUCGCAAGAAGUUUCCAGGCUACAGGGAAGAAAAGAAGCGCUGCGAGUACCUUCAUGAAAAACUGUCAUACAUCAAACAACUCAUCGUCGACUUCGAUCUCUCUAAGGCCUCCUCAUAGCAUUUGCUAAAAACUGUCAACUAGACAUACCCAGCUUUGUGUUGAGGUAUUUUUUACAGCGAUAUAAAGAGUUUUGAAAGAGGACUUCAGCUUUUUCCACCACUUUUACUAAAACACCAGCUGAUUCUGUGACCUCUCAUUAGUAACUGAUUGUGUUGGAGUCUCUCUGAACAAAGGGGAAAAUAUAUGGAAGGUAUUUGGUCGGGAUUUUUUUAAGUAGUUCUGAUCUUAAUGAUUCUGAAUCUUGCAAAAUCAUUCCUUUAACACUUGUACAGUUUUCUUUUUUUUAUAUAUGCUUUUUGUACUUUUAAAUAUGUCUAUUUGCAGUGUACAUGAGUAGCAAAUGCUUUCAGAAAUUGCCUUGUCUAGGAUUAAUAGGAGAAGCAGAGAGAACCACAUGGGAACAAAAACAAAUCGGCUCCAUUUGUCGUCUCCUUUUGAAUGUUUUAGACAUUAUGGCCAAUUGCAACCACAAACUUUGAGAUAUGGUAUUGGGAUUCCAUGCAACAGUGGAAUGAUUUAUUAAAUGGAAGGUCAAAGGUGAAUGGUUGUAUAAGGUAAGAAAAAUCAUAAGCAUUCCCGCAGCAUGACGUCACCAUCAUCGAGUUUUAAAGUGGGGUUUAGCUGAUGUUCAGUGUUAGUUCUUAUUUUUCUUUGAAGUUAGAAAUUUUCCUUUUCUUGCUACUUUUUCCAGAUUUUGAUUCCUUAGAGAUUUGGGAAAAAACCUUUGCAUCCUUUUUCAUUUACCAUAAAACACUAAAUUAUCUUUCCUUGUUCUGAACCCCAGAAAAAUAUAUAGAAGUUUGGUGUUGCGAUCUCAAAAAAUGGGAAAAGUUUUAAUCAUUUUUAAAACUCUCAUAGCUAAAAAAAAGAAAACGUUGCAUUAGAGCAUAUAUGGGCAAAACUACAUACAUCAGAGCCGGAUUUAUUUUUUUUUAGUUACAUUACAGAGUCUAUAUAUUGUUUUUUUUGUUGUUUUUUUUUAAUCUUCAUUAUAAAGGGACCAGAAAAGGCUGAAUCGAUUCACUGUAGCCGACCUGUGUGUCGUCUCCUUUAUGCUCUCAUGUUUUAAGUAUUUAUUUACCACAUUCCCUGUUUUUUGAGCGUCUGGUAAAUGGACCAAAAGUUUUGAACUAGCACAUCUGCUGAAGUAUUUUAACCAAUAGAAGAAGAAGAAAAAAAGACUUGUGUAUAAGCAUUUUGCAUUGAACUACUGAUGUAUUUAUUUUGAACCUAUUUAUCUCUGUCCUGUGACAAUAGGUCAUCUGAGCUUUUAAAUCAAAGUGUUUGGAGCCAUGCAGGCGGGGAAAUCGUGUGGAAAAGAUUGAAAAGUAUCAUAUAUUUUCAUCCUUAGCUUAUCUUGCUUUUAGUUGCCUUUAAAAAAUCAGAUUAUGAUUAUAUUUAAAAACCAAAUCAAUGCCUGAGAUGUGCUUCUUCAACAGCAUUGCGCAUUGAUUUAAAAAAAAAAAGGGUUAAAGUCAGCAGGGAGAUGCUGAUUCUGAAUCAGGCAAGUAUUUUGGACUGAAAUAAGUCACAAGUGUGCAGUUUUUUAUUUGUUUGUUUUUUAAUGAAUUUCAUUUAGUAAUAAUAAAGCCUUAAGGUGAAACUUUGCUAUGUCAAAGUUUUCAGACAGCUAAUAUGAAGAAUAACAUUCAGAAAGCGACAUCAUACACAGAUGUAUCCAUCUGCCUUAUUGGAUAAGAAACACUAUGUUAGGGUUUUAUUGGGUACUAACAAAAUGUUUAGUUCACAUCUUGUCUGAACGUAAGGAACUAAUAUCUGUAGCUUUGAUUUCCAAUUGGUACUAUCAAAUAAAGCAAAUGAUCCUAUGUUAAACUAA
Molecule: messenger RNA, 3691 nt
Organism: Cyprinodon tularosa
Lineage: Eukaryota; Metazoa; Chordata; Actinopteri; Cyprinodontiformes; Cyprinodontidae
Product: RNA polymerase II elongation factor ELL-like
Exons: 12
Coding region: 40-1851 (603 amino acids)
Biological process (GO): transcription elongation by RNA polymerase II; positive regulation of transcription elongation by RNA polymerase II; snRNA transcription by RNA polymerase II
Cellular component (GO): transcription elongation factor complex
Molecular function (GO): cis-regulatory region sequence-specific DNA binding
Source: RefSeq, a predicted model, not a curated record